AUGAAUCAGCACCGUCCCCUUACCCCCACCCACUCUCAUUCCAAGUCUGCGAAGUCGCUGACCCCCCGCAACGACCACAACAAGGAGAACCGGGCCCUUGAGCAGGUUCGGGCCGGGCCGCCCGAGGAAGAGGUCAUCAACGAACACGUGGUCACUGAAGGACAGUACAAAAAGACUGUCCUCUCCAAGGCCCUGAUCGGCAAGGCCCUGCAGUCUGCAGUUCUUAAAGAAAGACAGGAUGCCGCCAAGGAUCGCAAGAAGAAGUACCCCCCUACCAAGACCUCUAUCAAGCGCUCAGGGCCGAUCACUUGCUACUCGGCCUGCACCAACCGGGGCAUCGUCAGAUCUUACAACGAGGAUCGGAUUUCGAUCAUCCUCAACCUCAGUCGCGAAAAGACCCUGCACAGUCCUGCUUUCUUUUUCGGGCUCUACGACGGCCACGGAGGGGAUCGAUGCUGCGACUUUUUGAGGGACAGGCUUCAUAGCAUCGUGGAGCGGCAGGCAGAGUUCCCGAUCAACCCGGUUGAGGCCCUGCGCAAAGGCAUCAAGGAGGCAGAGUACCAAUUCCUGACUCUCUGUGAAGAAAAGGGCGAGAAAUCAGGUUCAACGUUGCUAGUGAGUUUGAUCGUUGGUAGCAAGUGCUACAUCGCCAAUGUAGGGGACUGCAGAGCUGUGCUCUCUUCCAACAAGGGCAGAAACUUCACCAACCUGACUCGCGACCAUAAACCGUCAGACGAAGGCGAACAGGUCCGGAUCAUGAAGGCCGGCGGGAAGAUAUUCCACACGCUGUCUCAAAUCACAGACGGGGACAACAAAGUCCUUGAUGAGUCGACAGGCCCCCUGCGCGUUCUGCCGGGCAGGCUGUCCGUCUCUCGGACCAUCGGCGACCCCGAGGCCAAACUGCCCAAGCUCGGAGGCAACCCCUCCGUGGUCAUCAGCUAACCCGAGAUCACGGUGUUCGAGCUGGCCAGCGACCAGGACUUCAUCAUCAUGUGCACUGACGGGGUGUUUGACAAAAUGACCUCUGAAGAGAUGAUCUCUGCAGCUUGGAAGGCGGGCAGAGGGUUUUCUUCUCAUGAGUUCUGCGGGAAGGCGGUGGAAAACGUCCUCCGCGAGGGGAUGAACCGCCGCUCCCUGGACAACCUGUCCGCAGUGCUGAUCGGGCUGUCAGGCCUGGACCAAGAAAAGCACCUCCCCAAGAGCAAGACAUACACUUCCUCAGAGAUGAAGUCUUUUCUCAACGAGGGAAAAAGCAAAUUCAUGCGCUGA
Molecule: messenger RNA, 1269 nt
Organism: Hippocampus zosterae (dwarf seahorse)
Lineage: Eukaryota; Metazoa; Chordata; Actinopteri; Syngnathiformes; Syngnathidae
Exons: 2
Biological process (GO): protein dephosphorylation
Molecular function (GO): protein serine/threonine phosphatase activity; cation binding
Source: RefSeq, a predicted model, not a curated record